AGUCCAUCGCGCGAAUUAACGGAAGGAUGAUGAUCUCUUUCAUCGUAGAUUUCGAUCAGAAACCAAGGUUAGAAAUACGAAACGAAACAAUGAGGAGUUAUAAACGAUAUAUAGACGAAUUAUUCGCAAAAAUAAUACGUUGAAGUGAAGCGUGGAUCGUGAGAAGAAAAGAGAUGGGUGAAAGUAUUGAACACGGUUCGAUAAGCGAAAAUCGAGCGCGGCUGCCGCCAUGAAAGCAAAGAGAAAGACAGGUCAGGCGCACGCCGAGACUUUUAAUGCAAGCGCAAUGCUCUCGUGCGCGGUGGAAUUCGGUUCCCUUUAUGGCGGACGUUGGAACGGUUCCCAUAAUAGCGCGGUGCCACUCGUGGAAAUAACAUUUUUCUCCCGAGGAAGUUUUGGUGGCUGGGAUGAGGCAUUGAGGAAAAUUGAAUUUGGCUGAUUGGGAUCUCGUUGCGUGGCUCGAUGGAUCCUGGAUAGAUUGUAGCAUCGAAGAAUGAGGUAAAAAAGUUUAAUGGCGAAUGAGGAUCUAUCUCGCAAUCUUAUCAUCCAGGAAGGAAGAAACGUAAUGACAAUUGACGAAGGAAGAUGGCGAGAGAGGGAGAGAGAAGGAAAAGCACGAAGUUAGCGGUACAGAGGUCAAGACGAGGCUAGGUAUUGAGAAAGACUGUACCUAUUCGUCAUUAAUUUUCACUCUCGGCAAUCAGUGCUUGUGUUUUUUCGCUCUCAUUUUCACUCCGAUCAGCCACGUCGAUCCACAAAAAUUUUUCACGUACGUACGAAGAUUGGAAAAAUCGUGCAAACGGUUGUGAGACGAGGGAAUAGGAAAUUUGGUGGAAAUCUGUUAACAUCGUCGGUAAUGAAGUGAAAUUCUAGUGUAAUUCUUUCUUUCGUGCCUUUCUUUUUUCCACGUGUGAUUCGAUGAAUAGUGAUUUUUAUGUUUUGAAAAAUUUUGUCGCGUGUUAUCAUCGAGUGAGGUGUUUCGAAUUUUUUUCGUUGCUAUUGUGAAAAAGAAAAAAAAAGAAAGAAAGAAAGAAAAUAUUGGCACAGAUCAGAUUCUCUGAUUUGAACUUUUUAAUAUCGAGUUUGGAUCAGACAAUUGGAUACGUGCUUGAUGAAACCUUAAUUAAAAAAAAAAAAAAAAAAAAAAAAUGGCAAUAGGAUUAACUACUUUAUUCAGUGCUACAUCGAUUCUCGGAUUCACUUUGAUUCCCCUUGUAGCUAUCGGUUUGACAAUAUACAAAUACAAUCAAGAGGAUCCAGAAUCUCAUCUUUUCGAUACGAAACAGCUUCUACGAAUGUACGAUUUUAUAGUGGUCGGCGGAGGAAGCGCCGGUGCAGUGGUCGCAUCGAGAUUGUCAGAGGUAUCCAAUUGGACCGUGUUGCUUUUGGAAGCAGGUGGCGACGAGACUGAAAUUUCCGAUGUCCCUUUACUGUCUGGUUAUAUGCAACUGACAGACAUGGACUGGAAAUAUCAAACUUCACCGCCCACCACAUCGGCCUAUUGCCUCGCAAUGAUCGGCGACAGAUGCAACUGGCCACGAGGAAAAGUGCUCGGCGGCAGCAGUGUAUUGAACGCCAUGGUUUAUGUCCGGGGUAAUCGCCGCGACUACGACAACUGGGCGAGACUGGGCAACACAGGUUGGAGUUACGAGGAUGUGCUCCCAUACUUCCUCAAGUCCGAGGACAACCGGAAUCCGUACCUGGCCAGGACUCCGUACCACGCAACGGGUGGUUACCUGACCGUCCAGGAAUCGCCGUGGCGUAGCCCAUUGUCGAUCGCGUUCCUGCAGGCUGGCCAAGAGCUCGGCUACGCGAACCGUGACGUGAACGGGGCGUACCAGACCGGUUUCAUGCUGAACCAGGGGACGAUUCGCCGGGGCAGCCGUUGCUCCACGGCCAAGGCGUUCCUCAGGCCGGUCAAGAACCGACCGAACCUUCACGUGGCUAUGAAAACCCAAGCGUUGAGAAUAGUGUUCAACGAGGGGAGGAGGGCGACGGGGGUCGAGGUACUUAGAUACGGGCGCCACCAUUUCAUACGAACUAGACGGGAGAUAGUUCUUUCCGCUGGCGCCAUCAACACGCCGCAACUGUUGAUGCUGUCCGGCAUAGGACCCAAGGAGCAUCUGGCCGAGUUCGGUAUCCCCGUGAUAUCCGAUCUCAGGGUCGGCGACCACCUCCAGGAUCACGUGGGUCUCGGUGGCCUCACGUUCGUCAUUGACGAGCCGGUGAGCCUGAAGAGAGACCGUUUCCAAACCUUAUCCGUGAUGAUGCAAUACGUCCUCCACGAGAGGGGGCCUAUGACGGACUCGGGCGUAGAGGGCGUUGCGUUCGUCAACACGAGGUACGCGGACAAGAUGGACGAUUAUCCGGACAUCCAGUUCCAUUUUCUUCCAAGCUCGAUCAACUCGGACGGGGAGCAGAUUAAGAAGAUUCUCGGGCUCAGGGAGAGCGUGUACAACACGAUGUACAAACCGUUGACGGGGGCCGACACCUGGUCGAUCCUACCGCUCCUGCUCAGGCCAAAGAGUUCCGGUUGGAUACGAUUGAAGAGCAGGAACCCGUUGGUUUAUCCCGACAUAAAUCCGAAUUAUUUCACACGGAAGGAGGACGUGGACGUGUUGGUGGAUGGUAUACGGAUAGCGAUGAGCGUCUCGAACACGACCGCUUUCAGGAGGUUCGGCUCGAGGCCGCACACGAUCCGUAUGCCCGGCUGUCACAGGUAUCCAUUCGACACGUACGAUUAUUGGGAGUGCGCGAUCAGGCAUUUCACGUUCACCAUCUAUCAUCCCGUGGGCACGUGCAAGAUGGGGCCGAGGAGCGAUCCCACCGCUGUCGUCGAUCCAAGGCUCAGGGUGUACGGGGUAAAGGGAUUGAGAGUGGCGGACGGAUCCAUCAUGCCGGAGAUCGUGAGCGGGAACCCGAACGCGCCGAUAAUCAUGAUUGGCGAGAAGGCGAGCGAUAUGGUGAAGGAGGAUUGGAUGCGCUAGGGAGGGGGGAGAAUGGAUUCGUGACAGUUGACGGAAUUUCUUUUAUAUAUAUAUAUAUGAGUGUUGUGUGUUCGUUUAAAUUUUUUCAAUUGUUUUUAUUUGUCUUUAAAGAAUAAUUUAAAGGAGAUAUAAGAAAGGAGAAUGGAUUGGUUAUUUUAAUAUAUGUGUGUCGUUUGAUGUGUGAUUGUUCGUUUUUUAUUUGUUGUUGUCUUUAAAGAAUAAUGUAAAAGAAUGUGUGAUAUGUAAUUAUUAUCGCGAAAAGUGAAAAGUUUGAUAUUUAAAU
Messenger RNA from Apis mellifera (honey bee), 3270 nucleotides. Its product is annotated as glucose dehydrogenase [FAD, quinone]. Gene Ontology annotation, molecular function: flavin adenine dinucleotide binding; oxidoreductase activity, acting on CH-OH group of donors. The record is from RefSeq and is a predicted model, not a curated record. The transcript has 5 exons. Bases 1149 to 2987 code for a protein of 612 amino acids. NCBI's taxonomy places the organism in Eukaryota, Metazoa, Arthropoda, Insecta, Hymenoptera, Apidae.